Messenger RNA from Postia placenta MAD-698-R-SB12, 3395 nucleotides. RefSeq lists its product as hypothetical. The record is from RefSeq and is a predicted model, not a curated record. Lineage: Eukaryota; Fungi; Basidiomycota; Agaricomycetes; Polyporales; Adustoporiaceae. Gene Ontology annotation, biological process: beta-D-galactose catabolic process via UDP-galactose, Leloir pathway. Gene Ontology annotation, cellular component: cytosol. The coding region runs from base 1 to 3213 and encodes 1070 amino acids. The transcript is spliced from 15 exons. Gene Ontology annotation, molecular function: UDP-glucose 4-epimerase activity.
AUGCAGGCUCUCGAAGCUAGCCUGAAGACCCUUUUGGGAUCGCUGCCACACGGGCCCGACAAGCGGACACUCGACAGCCUGGUGGCCGAGACUCUCGCAACGACCAAGAGCAAAUCACCCGCCGACAUUCGCAAGAAUCAAUGGGAGUACGUGCUGAAGAAUGAGAUCUUCACGCUUGCGGCGACCGAGGGCACGGCCCUGCAGGACCCGAACACGACGUACUACAGCGAGCUCCGCGAAAGGCUCGACGUCGUCCUGACGUUCACCGAGCACGAUGCCUGCGAGCAGACCGUCCCGUUCAACGUGCUGCAGGACCUGCUCGAGACGCAGACGAUCGCCUCCUGCUCGCACAUCUUCUCCUGGAUCGAGGAGCGCGCGGACCGCCUCACCGCGGGCAUGGUCCCGCAGAAGGGCAAGGCGCUCGUCCUGCUCCGCACGCUGAACGACCUCCUGCGGCGCCUGUCGAAGAUGGGCAACACGACGCUGUUCUGCGGGCGCAUCCUCACGUUCCUCAGCCAGGUGUUCCCUCUCGGCGAGCGGAGUGGCGUGAACCUGCGGGGCGAGUAUGGGUCCGUGUGGGAGGGUCCAGGGGUAAAGAAGCCGGAGCCGGUGAUAAAGACUGAACCGAAAAAAGAUGCUGGAGAGGACAAGAUGCAGGUUGACGAGCCGCAGGCUGAGGAGAAACCAGACCCGGAGGCGAAGAAAAGGGAGCAGAAACAAGAGUUCUAUGAAACAUUUUGGUCACUCCAGCUACCGUUCUCGCGGCCACCGCUCUUUGCGGAACCUGGCGCCUUUGGUAGGUUCAAGGAGGCUGUGAACAAGGUGCUCCCUGUCAUAAAGGAAGCGACAGCCAAGGAGCGCGCACUCAUGGGGAGUAAGACAUCGUCCGGAGGUGCUAGCCAUUUGCUCAAGCGGAAACGCGACUCUGAGCCUGUAGAGGACAACGCCGGGCGUGACUACUUCUUUGCGAGAUAUCUGACUAGUCCUGAGCUACUCGACCUCGAGAUCGCAGACACUCAUUUCCGACGACAAUUCCUCUUCCAACUGCUCAUCCUCCUCAACCACCUCCUGACCUUCACCAAGCCCGCUAAAUCGGCAUGGUCAACGUCACGGAACCGCUCGCUCCAGAUCGACUUUACGUUGGACCCCACAGACUCGCAGUGGGUGCACGAAAUGGCGGCGAAGGUAGCCGAGGAGCUGCGGCAGACCUCACCCAACGGGCGCGCGUUUGCGGAUACCGUGCACGUCGUCCUCGAGCGCGAGAAGAACUGGGUGCGCUGGAAAAACGAGCUGUGCCUACCGUUCGAUAAGAAGCCGUGGGCGCAGGAUAUGGUGGACGAGAGCGGGACAACGAGGAAGGUGGGCCUGGAGGAGGCGACGAGAGAGCAGCGGAAGAAGAUGCGCAUGGAUCCGGAGCCGUGGCCGCACAGGCUUGGCUCUGCGCCGUUGACAGAGAUUUGGGCGAUGGGCUACCGAGACCUGAGCGACUUGGAACAUCCAUUCCAGCCAGGAGACGUAAAAGACUUUGUCAAGAAGGUCAAGCAGGAGGAUGCGCGGAUAGACAUGCGCAAGAAACAACUUACGAAAGCGGCGGAACGGAUCGCGCAGGCGCGGGCAAAGGCAGCAGCGGCAAGGGAGGCGGCAGCAUCUCCCGCGAAGGAGCCUGCACUAGCACAGGAAACGACUGCACCUGCGCCAGCGCAGACAUCACCACGUCCGACAUCGGCGUCUGCACCGCUGCACCCGUCAUUACCAGCGAAACCUGGGACUGCGCCGCCCACCUCUGCAUCAAUGGAUAGCGUCGCCCAGCCUACGCCCGCUCUAACGCCUGCACCAGCACCUGUGGCGACACCCAGUCCUGCCCCUGCCCCUGCAGCCCCAGAGCCCGCGCCGACCCUCCCGGCCGAUGAGAUCAUUGCGGGUUACGAAGAGAGCAAGAACCGCUGGGCGUGGCUCGCGCUGCGGACCGCGCGGGACACGUAUCUGCAGCACUUCGGGAAGAUCGGCACGGGGGAUAUCCUGCUGCUCAUGCAGGAGAUCGAGAAAGAGAAGAAGGAGCGCGAGGAGCGCGAGCGCGCGGCGACGGAGGAGACCGCCAGGAGGUCCCUGCGUGUGCUCGUUACCGGCGGUGCAGGCUACAUCGGCUCGCAUGUGAUCUACUCGCUGCAAGAGACCCGCCGCUACAAGGUCAUUUCGAUCGACAACCAUCACAACUCGACGCCCAAGGCGCUCCUCCGCGUCGCCGAGCUCGCGCGGAACAGCCUUCCCGCGGACGCAUCGGAGCAGGACAAGGAGAGCGCGGAGAUUGAUGCGCACCGCGCAGACCUCACCAAGCCGGACGAGAUCCGCGCAGUGUUCGAGAAGUACGGCAAGGGCGGGAUCUGGGGUGUCGUCCACAUCGCUGCCUACAAGGCAGUCGGUGAAUCGACAGAGGUUCCGUUGACCUACUAUGCGAACAACGUCGGCGCGACUGUCUCCCUCCUCCAGAUCAUGAAGGAAUUCGACUGCUCGAGAAUCGUAUACUCGUCCAGCGCGACGGUGUACGGCGUUCCGCCGGUCAUCCCCAUCCCGGAGACAACACGCCUGCAGGCGCAGAGCCCGUAUGGCAAGACGAAGGUGAUGAGCGAGACGAUCAUCGAAGAUCUCUGCAGUGCGGAGCCGAAGAAAUGGCGGGCCCUGUCGCUGCGGUACUUCAACCCCGCAGGUGCCCACCCCUCAGGCCUCAUCGGCGAGGACCCCCUCGGUCGUCCGGGCAACUUGCUGCCUCUGCUGGCGCAAAUGGCAGUUGGGCGUGUCAAGGACCCGAAGCUGUCCGUGUUCGGCAAUGACUACCCGACUCCCGACGGCACAUGCGUGCGUGAUUACCUGCACGUACUCGACCUUGCCAAGGGGCACCUGCUCGCGCUGGAAGCGCUGGAGCCGAACUCCACGGUGUUCGACAGCUGCCCGACCGAGACGCGCUACAAGGCGUACAACCUCGGCAAGGGCAAGGGCAUGAGUGUGCUCCAGAUCGUGGAGGCCAUGCGCAAAGCCACGGGCUUCGACUACAAGUACGAGAUUGUCGGUCGCAGAAAGGGCGAUGUCCCUGACCUGACCGCAGACCCGUCGAUCGCGGAGAAAGAGCUCGGGUUCACCGCGCCUCAGACGCUGGAGACCAUGUGCCGCGACUUGUGGAACUGGCAGACGAAGAACCCCAAUGGCUACGAGGGAUAAUGUGGCUUAUGCUUGAUGCUGCGACGAGUGCGAGAAUGAAGAACAACCACGCAGACGGAUAUACCUGCGAUGUCUAAAUUGUAUUACAUAGCUGCGCCUUCUGAGAGCGGACAGCCUAUGAUACUUGUUUAUUAAUAGUGAUGUCGACGCGUUUUGAGAAUAGAAUGCCUUGUGUACUGUGU